AUGUUUACAAGAGCAGCCUUCAAGAUAACUUCAAAAAUCUCACUGACAAAGACUCCCAGUUAUUCCUGGACCGCAUUCAGUAGAAUGGCAUUCAUGAGCAACUCUAAGGCUAUGGUUGUGCCAAAGAUUUGUUCAACAACUCCUAUUUUCCAGAGGAAUUUUGCGAAAAAGACAAAGCAAGCUAUGAAAGAAGAAGAUGAGGCCAAGAAGGAAAAAAUUAGGGAAAGAUUCCAAGACAUGGACUUCCAAGGCCUCAAAGAAGAAUGGACAGAUGAUUUUGACUUAUGAAUUGAAGAAUUCGAGGAUAACCUCAAGACACUCAAAAAUUACAGAGCUAGCCCAAAUAUGUUCGACCAUGUCUCCAUCCCUGCAUAUGGAGACUCUUAUGAUCUCUGCGAGCUUGGCCAGACUAUAGUAAGGGGAGAGAGCAACAUCCUCAUCUCUGUGUAUGAUGAGUCCCUCAAAGAAUCAGUCAUGAAAGCCAUCAUGAUGCAUGAUGGUGAACUUGAAUGCACAAUUGAAGGAAAGUACGUCUCAGUCAAAAUGGGUAUGACAAGGUCCGAAAACAAAGACAAAGUUCUUGACCAAGCCAAGAAAAUGCUUCUUGAAUUCAGAUCCGAAAUAGGUAGAGAAAGAGGAAGUUCCCUCAAAACUCUCAAAGAACUCGAGGCUGUGCUCCCCAUGGAUGAUAUUGAGAUUCAAAGAAAAGAGCUAGAAGAGCUUUAUCAGAAGAAGCAUGAAGAAGGACAGAAGAUUUAUGAUAGAAAAGUUAAAGACAUUACGAAGAAGUAG
Moneuplotes crassus is the source of this 792-nucleotide messenger RNA. The record is from the annotation of a GenBank genome assembly. Lineage: Eukaryota; Ciliophora; Spirotrichea; Euplotida; Euplotidae.